Molecule: messenger RNA, 967 nt
Organism: Bicyclus anynana (squinting bush brown)
Lineage: Eukaryota; Metazoa; Arthropoda; Insecta; Lepidoptera; Nymphalidae
Exons: 3
Coding region: 453-926 (157 amino acids)
Source: RefSeq, a predicted model, not a curated record
ACCCAAAGACGUGCACACACAUCUUAUCUUAGUACGUAACAAGCGCAUGCUGUGAGUGGACGUGGACUUAAAAAAAAUAUUUACUGUUUUUUCUUAUUUUAAUCUCAUAUUUGUGCCAUUUCAUUUUAGAAGUGUAAAAACACAAGCCACAACAUGAAUAAAGAGAAAUAUGUUACAAGUGAUGACGUACUCCAUGUGCGAAACCAAUAACAAUUCCGCGACGCUUUGAGGCCCAUCUAACGAUCUACGAUCGAUGGGCAUUUUUAUAGUAGGUAGGUAGGUAUAUUUAUAGUAUUUGUCACAUUAUUAUUGAAAAGAACCUUUCCAUGUGGGGAAACACUUGUGAAUUGUGAUGAAUACCAAUUAGCAAGUCUGGUCUCUGAGAGUUAUACUCUAUAAUAUAAAGGAUCACUCGCUAACUGAAUCACUUCAGUCGUAGAAAACCUACAAAUAUGGCAGUUUACAAUACUCACACCAUAAGUUUCUCUAUAAUUUUAUUAAUAGUAUUCCAAAACUUAACAAAUGGAAUAGAAGUAACGGAAACAAAUGAAAAUCAUAGAGAGCAAGAGAAUCUUCAGCAACGGGAACGCGACGAAAUACAAAAUAAUGAUAUUAAAAGCGAAAACAUUGAUGAGAAUAAUCAUACGCGAGUGAAGAGACAGUUUGGUUUUGGUUACUAUCCUUACUAUGGAGCAGGUUUUUACAGACGUCCACUACCGCUACCCAUAGUUCUUGGGGGAUUUGGCGGAGGUUUUGGGGGAUACGGAUCGCGAGGUUUCGGAGGUUUUGGAUUUGGCGGUCGAGGUUUUGGAGGUAGAGGAUUUGGAGGUAGAGGAUUUGGCGGAAGAGGUUUUGGUGGACGAGGUUUCGGAGGUAGAGGUGGUUUUGGAGGUAGGGGUGGCUUUGGUGGACGUGGUCGCGGAUAAUAGGUUUUAAAAAAUAUUUUCUAAUAAAAGUGUUAAUGAAA